Molecule: messenger RNA, 3616 nt
Organism: Spodoptera frugiperda (fall armyworm)
Lineage: Eukaryota; Metazoa; Arthropoda; Insecta; Lepidoptera; Noctuidae
Gene: mim
Product: protein MTSS 2
Exons: 26
Coding region: 464-3553 (1029 amino acids)
Biological process (GO): plasma membrane organization; cell projection assembly
Cellular component (GO): cytoplasmic side of plasma membrane; actin cytoskeleton
Molecular function (GO): actin binding; phospholipid binding
Source: RefSeq, a predicted model, not a curated record
UUUCCAACAAGAGCCAAACAAACCGAUUCCGACCGAUGAGCUUGUCUGUCGUUUUGCAAGGUGUAUGCGCGUCUUGUAAUAUUUAAUCGGAUGUUUGUGUAUGAAAACAAGUGAAAAUACAUGUUUUCUUGAAUGAAAGUGUGUCCUAACGGCCUAAAUAUAUUAUGAUUUAAUGAACCAAUUAUAGUUUAUGUGAAUUUCAGUGAUAAAACGCUCAUUUUAUCCGUGUCGAAAUUACGGAGAGAGCAUUCAUGUUUAUAAAUAUUGAUUUGUUACAUAUCUUGUUUUCUAACUUAAUUUUCGCGUCUAAAAUCGUGAAGUGAGAUGUAGGGGAUGUAAUAACGUGUAAAAUAUUCAUUGGUAAACGAAAAUGCAACAGUUAGUCCAAACUUACAUGGACGCGAUCGAUGGUGUAAUUUCGUGUUUCGUUUGAUUGUGUUUUUGUGUUAAAGUGAGUGUUUUUAUGACAAUGGAGGGGACUACUGAGAAGGAUUGUUCACCGUUAUGGAAUCUGUACCAGCAGAUCGUGUCGGACAUGAAGAACAGCGCGCCAAUGUGGGAGGAGUUUAUAUCAAAGGCGACGAAACUUCACUCCGCAUUGAAGUCUGCUCUGGUCGCCAUAGCAGCGUUUCUGGAUGCAUUCCAGAAGAUUGCAGACGCGGCCACCAAUGCAAGGGGUGCGACAAAGGAGAUUGGUACGGCGUUGACCCGCGUCUGCUUACGUCACAGAGCCAUUGAGACCAGGAUGAAGACGUUUAUAAGCGCUCUAAUGGAUACCCUAAUAACUCCGCUGUCGGAACGCGCUGACGAGUGGCGUCGUGGAGCCUGCACUACUGGCGCAUUGGGCCGAGAGCAUGCGAGGGAAUGCAAGCGUGCCCGAGCUGAACUUCGACGCCGCGUCACUGAGGCACAAAGGCACGCGAGGAAGGCUAGACGAGCACCACCUGAUGCGAAGAGACGCGCUGAUGUUUGCAUGCAGGACAUACAAGAACGCAAGCAACAGCUGGAGGAGAUGGAAGAGAAGGCGGUGAAGGCCGCGCUCAUCGAGGAACGAAGCCGCUUCUGCCACUUCGUGUCGCUCCUGAACCCCGUUGUGGAAUCUGAAGUGGCAAUGUUAGCGGAGGUCGGACAUUUACAAGAAGGCAGCGAGCAGCUCAUCAGACACACAGCUGAACCCAGGACACUGCCGGCUGCCAGUUUACAGGUGAUAUGCGACAUAAAGUCGUGCUACAGCGGCUGGGCCGAGUCAGGGUCGGCGCCCCAUUCACCGUCCGCCUCGUCUCGUCUCGGAAGCCGCAAGUCGUCACUCACCUCGAUAUCUUCAUUGAACAGUCAGUGUUCUGAACAGCAUGGCGUAUCCGGUUCAACAGUAAGUUGCUCUACCCCGAUAUCGAACGCGUCCUCAGCGGGCACAAUUCCUGCUCCUUCCAGCGACUCUCAACACUGUCUAACACAGUCCGCGUUCCGGUUGUCGAGUGUCUGCAGCGCGGACUCCGGAUUUCGAUCGCAGGACGCACUACAGCGUCGCUCGCUCUACGUUGACAAUGGUUCGGACAAUCAGAGCGUCAGCAGCGAGUGUAUGACUCAGGCCAAGAGCCACACCGAGGACGACCACACGGACGAUGGACAUGACGUCAUGAGCAAUGCAGCAUCAGCGACUUGGCCAGAUCUGAAAGAUACAGCACAGUUCGAGAGAGCAGCCUCAGCCAUCAUGGGCGGUAGACCACAUACUAUUUCUGCAGCGUACGAGCGCGGCCACCCCCGCGCGGCGCUGAGCGUGCACACGUUCGCAGACGACACACGGGACUCGCACAUCUACGCACGACCGCCGCUGCCUACUCGAUGUUCCUCCCUGGAGCGUCCAGCAGUCCCGAACAAGUCCGGCAACGCCAACACGUGCCAGCAGGAGUUCAAGCCGAGCAAACCUUCCUCACUACCCCCGCAUCUCACUAAAGAGAUGCCGCAGGCGCUGUACGUGAACAUGUCGGAGCUGGCGACGCUGGCCGCGUCGCGCGCGCAACUACACAACGCCGAGCAUCCGCCGCAAGAGAAGGUUUGCUCAGAGAGUAGUGCGAGCGAAUCUUCCCUUGAAUCCUCGAGCGGUUAUGGAAGCCAGGGCGCCUUCGCGGCCGAAGACCAUGCCAUACAGCACCAAGUCCAACAUGCUGACGUCGACUCGGAGAUCGUAACUCUACGGAGAGAGAGUGAGUCAUCAGUGGCAGCGGCAAGAGAGAGUUUCUCAAUCUCCCUCGGAAGUUUAGAAGAAGCUGUGCGGUCUUUGGACGAAGCGAGUGAGACUCCAGCCUUUGCCACUAUUGGGAAGAAACCAGCUGUGCCUAAAAGACGGCCUGUGUCCAUGUCUGCUACAGUAUGGUCCCGCCGCGGGUCGUCCAGCUCGCUGGGCAAGCCGCCGCCGCCGGUGCGACGCUCCUCGUCCAUAUCCAGGCCGCAACGACCGCCUUAUGUGCAGAACACCCAAAGCCCCCAGCUAUCUACAAAUGAGGCCGACAACCUGCCGCCUCCGCCCGCGUUCCUGCUUCAACCCGACGGCGACACCGGUGAAUAUGACUCUCACUCCAACGUAGCAGAGACAGUGAAACAACUAACAGAACUAAAGCACAUGCCAGCAUCGCCCGGCCUCGUUCGCCGCAACCUACAACAACUACACACAAACCAGAACCAACCCCAAUCCCCCACCACCCCCUCUCUAUCAACCUUUCAACAGGCUAAAAGCAAUUUCUCUUCAUCCACGAGCCUCAAUAGUACGGGCAAUUUGAACCCCAUAUAUGGCCAAACCGGCCAUAAGAUUAUGGCGUAUGUGGAGAAUUCUAUGUAUGUACGGAAGAAUAGUUUGAAUAGUUCGAAUUCGGAUUUGAUUAAUGCUGGUAUAUACGCGGAAAGUCGCGGCUCUCCCCACGGGUCGUCGCCCUCUACGCCGAGCUACGGAGAAAACAACUCGUUCUCCAGUUUCGGACCAAGAAUGUCCAAUGAGACUAGUCAUUAUGGACAGACUGGUUUCAAAUCCCAACAAGACAAGAAGUACGGGCAGAGCACGAUAUACGCGCAGCCGUCGGAGAUCAUCGCCGGGUUCAACAGUAUGUCGCGCCACGACACGCGACACGACGCGCGACACGACACGCUCAGCCCGCUCGCGCUACGGAAGAACAUCGCCGCGCGGUCGCAUAGCGCGGAUAGACAUCAUUUAGAACAAGGCGGCCUGAUCGCCCACCUGAGCGCGAAGCUGGCCCCGCAGUUGUCCCCGCGCACGCAGCGCCGCGCCGUCUCCUCCAUCUCGCCCGCCGACACGCCCGCCAAGGGGAAAGGUACGAUCCCGGUGCAGCCGGCGUUCCUGGACAAGUUGUCUGCCACGAUCCAGCAACAGCGGCGCCAGCUGGACAACUCGCGCGCCAAGACCGUACGGGACAUGAUCAAUGCACACGCUCAGCCGGAUCCUCGUAUCUGCCACACGUCGCUAAUGGAACAAAUAAAACGCGGCGCAACGUUACGUCGCAACAAACACUGCAACGACAGAUCUGCGCCUAAAAUACGUUAGAAUGAUUGAAUAAUGCUGCAAGCCGAACAGCAAGAUAUCACCGGAUAAGAAAAGAAAAAGAAA